AUUGUUCAACAGGCUGGCCUAACUAUGGAGUGCAAGACACCCACCAGAAAGCGACGUUCGCGGGUCGCGAUCUCCAACGAGUUCUCGACGAAGAAACAACGCCUAUCGACUAUAGGUACUAUAGAUAUCACUCCCGAUCACGCUCAUAGGGGAGAGUAUGUCAAUCACAACACAGAACCGAGGGCUGACCGCUUUAUCACUGUUCGUCCCGACAUUCUAUUCCCUAUAGACACUACUCCUCGCACACAGCGAAUUGCGAAUGUCCUUGGCCUGGCGAAUGACCGCUUUCUCAAAUUUACGGAUACAACGAACACAUAUGAUGGACGGAUGAUGAAUGCUCUGCGGCGCAGUGCCUCUCAGCUCUUCCAUACCCCGAAAACAGUCCAUGUCACUUCCGCACUUGCUCAUCUAGGCAAACGGAGACAGUUCAUUCUCGCGCUUGAUGGUCCUGGCAUUCCGCAGGACCCAUGGGCAUACCCUCUUGCGUGGUCCAGCAACAACGUGAUCGCUGUCGCGUGCGGGCCAGAUGUAUACUAUCAGAAUCUUGACACACGACAGAUUGCCCAUCUUUGUAGCCUUCAACGACCAACUAUGGGUCGGAUUCGUGCCCUCGAAUUUGCGAGAGGGGACAGAUCGAAUUUGCUGUGCAUGGGAACGACUACGGGUUCCGUCCAAAUUUGGGAUGCAGAAACACGGCAACGCGUGCGGCAGUGGCCCAAUACUGACUGGAUGGGCUUGACAGCUAUCAGCUGGAAGGGACACGAAUUUAUGGCUGGUAGAAACGAUGGAAAACUCCUGCUCUAUGACAGUCGAACAGAAGACGCAGUGCAUAAGCUUUCGGGGCAUAAGGGUGAUGUGUAUGGAUUGCAAUGGAGUACUGACGAACGAUUCCUGGCGAGCUCAGACAGGAAGGGCAUCGUGCACGUCUGGGAUGCACGUAACAUGCGGAGUGAAAACACAAAAUGGUUCGCAAAAAUGAAACAUCGUAGUCCUGUCAAAGCCUUGUCCUGGUGCCCUUGGAAACCUGAUCUUCUUGCCACAGCCGGAACCUAUCCGGACGGAGAGAUUAAAAUAUGGAGAGUGUCAUCCCCAUCUUCCGCACCAUCGCCAACACCUCUCCAUACUAUAGCUCUGGACAGCUGUAUCUUCUCCUUACAUUGGUCACCCCAUUCUAAGGAGCUUUUAAGCACACACGGUCUAUCAUGGGAGUCCUCCAAGGCAAUGUUGCCAUCUAUCAUCAAACCAAUCCCGUCUCCGCUCACGAAUUCUGUCACGGUUCAUUCGUAUCCCGCGUGCAAGAGACUUGUCAGUGUCCCCGCACACACCGGGACCGUAGGACAAAGUUGUUUGAGCCCAGAUGGGACGAUGGUGUUUACUAUCUGUUACCGCGAGGAGGCCAUGAAAAUGUGGAAAGUUUGGGGGCGUCCGGAAGUAAAGGAGCAGGGGCAAAGUGUCACUCAGCGCUUUAGUCUUAGAUAGAUGUUGGUUCUGAGGAUACGUAAUUUACGUCUGUACUGUAGGGUUUCUUGUAGUAUCUGUACACUGCACGUAGAUAAGCUAGCUUGAUCUUUCCUGCAGUC
This is a messenger RNA of Heterobasidion irregulare TC 32-1, 1580 nucleotides long. RefSeq lists its product as uncharacterized. Gene Ontology annotation, cellular component: anaphase-promoting complex. The transcript is spliced from 3 exons. Bases 25 to 1479 code for a protein of 484 amino acids. The record is from RefSeq and is a predicted model, not a curated record. Lineage: Eukaryota; Fungi; Basidiomycota; Agaricomycetes; Russulales; Bondarzewiaceae. Gene Ontology annotation, biological process: anaphase-promoting complex-dependent catabolic process; positive regulation of anaphase-promoting complex-dependent catabolic process; positive regulation of ubiquitin protein ligase activity. Gene Ontology annotation, molecular function: protein binding; ubiquitin ligase activator activity; anaphase-promoting complex binding.